AUGGAAGACUCUAUCUUUCUGUGUCAAAUCAAAUAUGCUAAGGGAAUUGUGAAUAAAUUUGGAUUGGAGAAUGCUAGUCACAAAAGAGUUCUUGCACCUAUCCACUUGAAGUUAUCUAAAGAUGAAAAAGGCUUAAGUGUUGACCAGAGCAUAUAUAAAAGCAUGAUUGGAAGCCUUUUAUGCCUUACAGCAAGUAGACCAGAUAUAACUUUUGUUGUUGGUGUGUGUGCUAGAUAUCAAGUUGAACCCAAAGUAAGUCACAUCAAUCAAGUAAAGACGAUUCUAAAGUAUGUGAAUGGCACAAGUGAGUAUGGAAUUUUGUACUCCCAUGAUUCAAAUUCUAUGUUAGUUGGAUAUUGUGGUGCUGAUUGGGAUGGUAGUGUUGAUGAUAGGAAAAAAAAUAGUGCAACUGAUAAGGAACUUAGGAAGUUUGUUGCAUCUGUUUUAAAGGAAGUAAACUCUGAUGUUUUGCCAGAUGUUCAAAAAUCUUUGGCAAAAGAUCCAAGCCCUGCUAAUGACUCAAGUGAAAAAGUUUAG
This is a messenger RNA of Lathyrus oleraceus (garden pea), 537 nucleotides long. RefSeq lists its product as uncharacterized. NCBI's taxonomy places the organism in Eukaryota, Viridiplantae, Streptophyta, Magnoliopsida, Fabales, Fabaceae. The transcript has 2 exons. The record is from RefSeq and is a predicted model, not a curated record. The coding region runs from base 1 to 537 and encodes 178 amino acids.